AUGGAGUUAUCGAAAAUCAACCCCGGAUUUGUCGCAACAUCAACACAGGGUGAAGUUGUCGGAACAUCAAGCCCGGAUGUAGUUGUCAUAACAUCGAGCUCGGAUGGAGUUGUCGAAACGUCAAGACCGAAUGUAGUUAUCGCAACAUCAACACAGGGUGUAGUUGUCAGAACAUCAACCCCGAAUGUAGCUGUUGAAACAUCAAGCCCGGAUGUAGUUGUCGGAACAUCAAGCCCGAAUGUAGUUGUCGCAACAUCAACACAGGGUGUAGUUGUCGGAACGUCAAGCCCGGACGUAGUUGUCGGAACAUCAAGCCCGGAUGUAGCUGUUGAAACAUCAAGCCCGGAUGUAGUUGUCUGUACAUCAAGCCCGGAUGUAGUUGUCAUAACAUCGAGCUCGGAUGGAGUUGUCGAAACAUCAACCCCGGAUGUAGCUGUUGAAACAUCAAGCCCGGAUGUAGUUGUCGGAACAUCAAGCCCCAAUGUAGUUGUCGCAACAUCAAGCCCAGAUGUAGUUGUCAUAACAUCAAGCUCGGAUGUAGUUGCUGGAACAUCAAGCCCGGAUGUAGUUGUCGGAACAUCAAGCCCGGAUGUAGUUGUCGGAACAUCAACCCCGGAUGUAGCUGUUGAAACAUCAAGCCUGGAUAUAGUUGUCGGAUCAUCAAGCCCGGAUGGAAUUGUAGGAACAUCAACCCAAGAUGCAGUUGUCGGAACAUCAACCCCGGGUGUAGUUGUCGGAACGUCAAGCCCUGAUGGAGUUGUCGGAACAUCAAGCCCGGAUGUAGUUGUCAUAACAUCAAGCUCGGAUGUAGUUGCUGGAACAUCAACCUCUGAUGUAGUUGUCAUAACAUCAAGCCCGGAUGUAGUUGUUGCAACAUCAAUCCCAGAUGUAGCUGUCGGAACAUCAAGCUCGGGUGGAGUUGUCGAAGCAUCAACCCCGGAUGUAGCUGUUGAAACAUCAAGCCCGGAUGUAGUUGUCGGAACAUCAAGCCCGGAUGUAGUUGUCAUAACAUCGAGCUCGGAUGGAGUUGUCGAAACAUCAACCCCGGAUGUAGCUGUUGAAACAUCAAGCCUGGAUAUAGUUGUCGGAACAUCAAGCCCGGAUGGAAUUGUAGGAACAUCAAGCCAAGAUGCAGUUGUCGGAACAUCAACCCCGGGUGUAGUUGUCGGAACGUCAAGCCCUGAUGGAGUUGUUGUAACAUCAAGCUCGGAUAUAGUUGUCAUAACAUCAACCCUGGGUGGAGCUGUCGGAACAUCAAGCCCAGAUUUUGAUGUCCUAACAUCAACCUCGGAUUUAGUGGUUGAAACGUCAAGCUCGGAUGUAAGUCUCCAAACAUCGAUCCCGGACGCAGGUGUACAAACAUCACACCUGGGUGAAGCUGUUCAAACAACACUUUCUGCUGUGAUAAGUACUGGUUCAGUUAUCGCAUCGACAAGCCCUGGUGUAUCAAACACACGUUCUGUUAUGUCAGACUACACAUCUGCGUCGAUAGAUCCUUCUCCAACGACGCAUGACGUUUCAUCCACCGUCAUUCCAACAACAUCACUUCCUCCACCGACGUUGUCCAUGACCGAUGUCAGUGUCUACGAAGGAGACGGGGACGCGAUUCUCCUGUGUCAGAUGGACAGAAGCUACACAUUGAGCAGUGUGCACUUCUUCAAGGAUGACGCCCUGUUAGGUAUACUGGAGUGCAACACUGGCCAAUGGAACAACACUGACAGACUGAACUUCAUCAGACAGGAGUUUGUGGCGGAGAACCAGACUGACACGUGUGCCCUGGAGGCGACCUCCCAGUUUUACUAUGCCUUCAGCAUGGCAUGGAAUGCCUCUAGCAUCUGCUGUAACGUCAAGCAAGGAGCUAACACAUCCACAGCCUGUGGAGAUGUUCAUGUUAUUCCAUCGGACAUGUGCGUGAACCGGACUGGGAAAUUAGAGCAUCCCUACACGUGUCAACUCUGGAUCUCAUGUGUCAACGAUGUUGUGUACAUCUCCACAUGUGGGGAAGGCCAGUGCAUUGAUGUAGAGAAAGAUGUGUGUAUGUCAGGAGGUCCUCCUCCUGGUCCAUCAGGUGAAUUCUCCUGUGAAGGCAGAGUGAGUGGCGAUCGCAUACCACGAAGUUACACAUACCCAAGUCACUGCAGAGAGUACUACUGGUGCGUGAAUGGUGCUCCCGACAACAUUACAUGUCCUGGGGAUUCCUAUGUCAUCUGGAAUACAACAUCAGAGUUGGCCUGUACUGACGAUUAUGCUCUUUCAUAUUGUGCUGUGAAAGCUGCUAAUGAAAGUGCGAGUGGGACAGGAACGACUGUGGCGCCAGACAAAACCACGACGAUAGAUCCUUUCUCCUGCAAAAGCAGAGCAACUGGCGACAAUAUUCCUCGUGAAUACACUCAUCCAGAUCACUGCCAGGAUUAUUAUUGGUGCGUAAAUGGAGCUCCCCUCAAUAGGACGUGUCAGGGAGAGUCCGUUUUCCUGGCUAAUGCAACACAAGCUUUGGCCUGCACCGACGAUCUUUCACUUUCAUAUUGUGCACAGCAACGUCCCCCAGCCACUGCUGGUGAUAAUAACACUGAAGAUACAACCGUCACUACCGUGGAUCCUUUCUCCUGCGAAAGCAGAGCAACUGGCGACAAUAUUCCUCGUGAAUACACUCAUCCAGAUCACUGCCAGGAUUAUUAUUGGUGCGUAAAUGGAGCUCCCCUCAAUAGGACGUGUCAGGGAGAGUCCGUUUUCCUGGCUAAUGCAACACAAGCUUUGGCCUGCACCGACGAUCUUUCACUUUCAUAUUGUGCACAGCAACGUCCCCCAACCACUGCUGGUGAUAAUAACACUGAAGAUACAACCGUCACUACCGUGGAUGGUUAAAUCAAGCCCUGUUCGUGAAGACACAGUCAUACACCUCAGCACAUGAUGUGGGAUGUUCUGUGACACACUGGAUAUGAAGGAUUGAUGGACAGUUGACGGAUAUUACUCACAUCGGGACUUUCCUGUUUUCAUUUAAUUGAUAAUACAUAACAAAUACAGACAAGUCCAUCACUAUCACUGGCAUUGAUUCCAGAUAAUUCCUGACUGUCUGAAGACGCUUUCAUAUCUGUAAUUAUUCAAAACAUAAUACUACCGCAGUUGCUUGUAUAUGUUGGAAAAUAUACGCGUCAUUUGUGUUGGUUUAUUCAGCAUAUUAUCAUCUACCCUAUCAAAACGCCACAUCAGCAAACCAAAGUAAUCAUCUUGCAUCACAUAGUUGUUAGUGUUUGUUUCUAGCCGGGUUUUUUGUUUGAAAAUGAAAAUUGUACACAUGCAAAUUUCACGUCAUACACCAAUCAUCUUUCAAGAGCAAUCAACUACAUGUAUGGUCAUAAGGAUGUGCUUGUGGUGAUGCACUCUCGAAACAUUCAUUAUUGUCAUUUCAACAUUGAUUGACUCCGAUAUAUUUCCCAGUUUUUUCAAUCGUAAAUUAAAAAUGAAGUUCCCCUAGUUUUUGAAGAGUAUAUAUGCCAUGUGCUACUAUAAGGGUUUUUGGUCUGUCCGAACGUCUUUAUCAUAACGUUUACGGACGGACUUACAGUGAGAUGUUGUUUACUAGAACAACGAUUAAGAAUGCGGGCAUUCAAUUCCAUUGUUUGUCGUUUGACGUAAAGAGGUCCAUGUGUAAACUUUGAGUGGAAACGUUCGGUGGAUGCGUCAGUUCAAAUCAUCUUCUUGAGGAAGGAUCAUUAGAUAUAGGAAGAGUGGGAGGUGACAAAAUCAAAUUUGGUGCCAUAUGUUCUGUUUCGGAAGAAUAUGUUUUGUUUUCAUAGAAAAAUAGAUACUCCUCUAAGUAUACAAAAAUGCUUGGGAUAAUACAGAAAUUAUACUGUUGAAACAGAGCGAUAAAAUAUCAAAUUAAAUGUCAUUUCACCUGGGAAUACUGAACAGUUCAUUUUUACUUAUUACUUACUGUGUAUUUAAUUAUGUAUUUACAAUUUAUGGCCUGUAUUCUUGUCCGAGUUAUGUUUAGCCGACAGAACUGCUUAUGUAUAUAAAAGUAAAUAGUCUAACGGAGAUUGCGUUGAAUUACGACGAGGAAGGUAAUGUCACGCUAUUGAUAGCUCAUUGCCUAUUUAUAUUGUUUCCGUUUUAUUAUUGUAAUAUAUAUUAUGUGCAUGUAUAUUAUUAAACAGUGUUACAUAUAUGUUCUGAUAACUGUUGUCUUUAGGCAUGCCGAGAUUACUCAUGUACGCCGUCAGGUUAGGAUUGGAUAUGAUUUGUAUAGUGGAUAAUCCAUGUGCUUAAAUAGAUCCUUAAUGUUGAACGUGUAGUUUUGUAUACAUCACCAGGGUUAUUUUUAAAAUCCUGAUUGGUCCUUUAAAAACCGACAUCGUUUCACUGGAUGUCAGAAACCCUAGCGGUUGAGAUAAGAAACCACCUGGAAGGCUAAUCAUCGGACAUAUACAACACUAAAUGGACAUAGAAUCAGAUGUGUCUUGUUAAUGUAUCAUUGACUGUUUGUUUGUUUCUCUAUCCUCUCCACAAGUGAAAAUAAAACUGUCCAGAAAGCA
Messenger RNA from Haliotis rubra (blacklip abalone), 4538 nucleotides. RefSeq names its product mucin-5AC-like. The transcript has 15 exons. Gene Ontology annotation, molecular function: chitin binding. Gene Ontology annotation, cellular component: extracellular region. The record is from RefSeq and is a predicted model, not a curated record. NCBI's taxonomy places the organism in Eukaryota, Metazoa, Mollusca, Gastropoda, Lepetellida, Haliotidae. Bases 1 to 2865 code for a protein of 954 amino acids.